This is a messenger RNA of Spea bombifrons (plains spadefoot toad), 976 nucleotides long. It is a transcript of the gene EIF4E3, whose product is annotated as eukaryotic translation initiation factor 4E family member 3. Bases 30 to 683 code for a protein of 217 amino acids. Gene Ontology annotation, molecular function: RNA 7-methylguanosine cap binding; translation initiation factor activity. The record is from RefSeq and is a predicted model, not a curated record. NCBI's taxonomy places the organism in Eukaryota, Metazoa, Chordata, Amphibia, Anura, Pelobatidae. The transcript is spliced from 7 exons. Gene Ontology annotation, biological process: translational initiation. Gene Ontology annotation, cellular component: eukaryotic translation initiation factor 4F complex.
CGGAGCCUAAGCGGCGCGUCCACAGGAAGAUGGCGCUCCCCGCGGGUCCGGACCGGCGGCCGAAAAGCGACCCUGAGGACCAGCUCCACCUCAACCACCGGGAGCUGGACGAGCUCGGCCUGCCCCCGGACACCGGCUCGGACGGAAUACCGCUUCACUCGCCCUGGACCUUCUGGCUGGACAGAUCACUUCCAGGAACAACAGCAGCAGAAUGUGAAUCUAACCUGAAGAAAAUCUACACGGUGCAUACAGUACAGAGUUUCUGGAGUGUGUACAAUAAUAUUCCCCCGGUGACAAACCUGCCGCUACGAUGCAGCUAUCACUUAAUGAGAGGGGAGAGGAAACCCCUAUGGGAAGAAGAAUGUAACGCGAAAGGCGGCAUAUGGAAAAUGAAAGUACCGAAGGAAAGCUCGCCUACUGUCUGGAAAGAAUUGCUCUUGGCCACAAUCGGGGAGCAGUUUACAGACCACUGCGCGGCAGACGACGAAGUGAUUGGUGUCAGCGUAAGCGUCCGGGAUCGGGAAGAUGUUCUUCAGGUUUGGAACGGAAACGCUUCUGUCGUUGGUGAAGCUACAGUGCUAGAAAAAAUAUACGCACUCCUGCCAAACGUCACUUUCAAAGCUGUAUUUUAUAAACCCCUGGAAGAGCAUCACGCUUUUGAAGGGGGACGUUCGAGGCAUUAGACCCACACCGUAGCGUUUAUAUAUCCGCUUCUCUAAUCCUCUUGCUUACCAAUAGUUCCAGUCAUUGCAGGACUACUGGACUGUGAAGGGGUUAAUAAGUCUGGACGGACAGCGGGCCAGGCCUGUGUUUCUUGCAGUACCACCCUGCAUCUUUGUGGGUUUUUAGAAUUAUUUUUUUUUUAAACUACUUCAGAAUGGGCAAUUUGGUACUCAAAGUUAGAAGAACAAAAUGUAUCUUGCUUGAUAAAUAUUAGGCAAAUCUAAUGCUUAGGUUUUUAAUGUGCUUUUUAUAU